AUGAGCUGGACACGCACCGUCUCCGCAUUCGCGCCGCAGCUUCAGUCUAUGAAGAACCUGUUGGACCUGGCGCGCGACGCGGCCGUAGCGCCUGGCCGCAGCAGGGUCCGAGUCGGCUUUCAGUUUGUCUCGUCAAUUGGCGUCGUCGGCAACUCCGGGACCACUGGACGCGUUCUCGAGCGCCGCCUCCCCGUCUCGGCCACGGUGUCUAUUGGGUACGCCGAGGCGAAAUGGGUCUGCGAGGCGCUUCUCGACGAAACCCUUCACAAGUUCCUAGCCCUGUUUCGUUGGCAGGUGACCCGCCCGGGACAGAUUGCGGGCUCGUCGGCGAGUGGGUAUUGGAACACUAUCGAGCACCUGCCCUUCUUCAUCAAGUCUGCCCAGGUCCUGGGUGUCUGGCCCGACCUGGACGGCGUCAUGCAGUGGGUGCCCGUCGAUCUCAGCGCGGGAGUCGUGGCCGAUCUCAUCUUGAACCCCAGAGCGUCCCACCCUGUCUACCACGUCGACAACCCAGUCGGCCAGCAAUGGAAGGACAUGAACUGA
Messenger RNA from Aspergillus alliaceus, 543 nucleotides. RefSeq lists its product as uncharacterized. The coding region runs from base 1 to 543 and encodes 180 amino acids. NCBI's taxonomy places the organism in Eukaryota, Fungi, Ascomycota, Eurotiomycetes, Eurotiales, Aspergillaceae. The transcript has a single exon. The record is from RefSeq and is a predicted model, not a curated record.